Bombyx mandarina (wild silkworm) is the source of this 1227-nucleotide messenger RNA. RefSeq names its product protein lifeguard 4. Gene Ontology annotation, biological process: negative regulation of apoptotic process. The record is from RefSeq and is a predicted model, not a curated record. Gene Ontology annotation, cellular component: membrane. Lineage: Eukaryota; Metazoa; Arthropoda; Insecta; Lepidoptera; Bombycidae.
CUGUCAAUCAACGAUUUUGUUAUCGCAAAAAACACGUAAAUUGGGAAAGUCCUACAAUAGUAUACGUGAUAAAUUGUUGAAAACCCAACGAAAUUUGUGAAAAUGGCUUCGAUACCUUUAAUGUACGCCCAAGAAGACUGUGAACUAGGAGGGAAGGAAUCUGUUGAGGAUGACUUUGCAUACCGCAACAAUGUAAUGAAUGCUGAAAGGGAGAUCCGUCUCGCCUUCAUACGGAAAGUCUACGGUCUCCUGACAGUGCAGCUCCUGGCUACGGUCUCCAUUGCGGCUGUAUUUAUGUUUGUUGAACCCGUACAAACAUUUAUACACACCAAUAAUUGGAUGAUGAUCAUUGCUUUUAUCCUAAGCAUGGGAACUCUGAUUGCAUUGAUCGUGAAACGACGUGAUUCGCCCGCCAAUCUAUAUCUCCUGGCUGCAUUUACUGUUAUCCAAGCGUACACCAUCGGCGUUGUCAUAUCAUACUACAACACCAUGGUGGUGUUGCAAGCUCUAGCUUUAACAUUCGCCGUCGUAUUUUCUCUCACACUGUACACGCUUAACUCCAAACGGGACUUCUCAUUCAUUGGAUACAUGCUCGUAGCUGGUUUGACAGUUCUCAUUUUGGGGGGUCUUCUUCAGCUGGUGGUGCAGAGCGCCGCCUUCGAAAUGGCUCUGUCCAUCGUCGGCGCGAUAUUCUUCAGCAUGUUCCUCGUUUACGACACGCACCAGAUGAUGAGGGUCCUGUCCCCGGAGGAGUACAUCUUGGCAACCAUCAAUCUAUACUUGGACAUUCUGAACCUGUUCCUGUACAUACUCAGAAUUUUGAAUGAGUUAAACAGGAAUUAAUGCAUUUAGUAGUCCUUUUGGGAAAAGGGGGGGUAAUUUAUACACAAUCUAUCUAAACAGUUUUCAUAUACUGUAUAUUUCAAUGUUAUUUUAUGCAUCAACAUAAUAAUAUACAGUAAGUCCAGAAAAAAAAAAUAUGUUCAUGUAUAUGUUACAAUUUGUAAUCCCCCUACACCCCAAUUGAUAUCGAUAUUUGUCGAUUUAGAAUGUAUUAGACGAAUGCAUUAGUAACAGUUUACUUAAAAUUCAUAGUAGCGACGCGCAAAAUAGUGAAAGCUUUUAUUGUUUAUGUAUAUUCUAAUGUUAAUUAAACUUAUUAAACUGAGCACCGCUGACUUUUUUCCUCCUUAGUCACUUGUAAAAUUAAAAGUAAAAUAAAAAUUG